AUGGACCCCACCGACGUGGUGACGUGGAACUCCGUGAUUCACGCCCUCGUCCACGCUGGAUUGCCCAGCGCGGCGCUGGGCCACCUCAAACAAAUGCACUCGCGGGGCAUUCCGAGUAACGCGACCGCGCUCGCCGCGGCUCUUCCGGCGUGCAAUUUGAACUCGGGCAAGCAAAUUCACGGCUACGCAACCAGGCACCUCGAUAAGCCGAGCAGCAACCUCGUGACUAAUGCCCUGAUCAGCAUGUACUCCAAGUCCGGGUGCAUCGGCGCCGCGCACCUCGUGUUCUCGACCACGGACGCCAAGGACGUCGUGUCGUGGAACACGAUGAUCGGCGCGUGCGCGGCCCACGGGCUGGCCCGGCAGGCGCUGGAGCUCGUACGCCUAAUGCGACGAUCCGGAGCUAGGUUAGACGCCGUGACGUUCACCAGCGCGCUCAUGGCUUGUAGCCAUUGCGGCUUCGCGGACGAGGGGCUCGAGCUGUUUGAGAGAUUGGUUCGAGACGAGGGUCUCACUCCGACGAUGGAGCAGUACGCGUGCAUUGUCGAUAUGCUCGGACGAGCUGCGAGAUUCGAAGAGGCGGUCGGGUUUAUCGGCAAAAUGCCGGUCAGCGCGACCGCGGUCGUGUGGGGGGCGUUAUUGUCCGCGUGCCGGAUGCACCAUAACGUGGAGUGUGGGGAACUGGCUUUCGAGGAGCUGGUUCGGUCGGAGCCCGAGAAUCCGGGGAAUUUCGUGACCAUGUCGAACAUUUAUGCGAAGGCGGGGAGAUUGGAAGAUGCGAAACGGGUGCGGAGGAUGAUCGAGAGGGAAAAUAUGGCGAAGCCCGCGGGGCGGAGCUGGAUUGAAGCUACAUAG
This is a messenger RNA of Ananas comosus (pineapple), 855 nucleotides long. Its product is annotated as pentatricopeptide repeat-containing protein At5g59600-like. The coding region runs from base 1 to 855 and encodes 284 amino acids. The transcript has a single exon. The record is from RefSeq and is a predicted model, not a curated record. NCBI's taxonomy places the organism in Eukaryota, Viridiplantae, Streptophyta, Magnoliopsida, Poales, Bromeliaceae. Gene Ontology annotation, biological process: RNA modification. Gene Ontology annotation, molecular function: protein binding; RNA binding.